AGCAGUGGCCCCUGGAGCUGGCGGGUCCUCCGGGAGGGGAUGGGCCGGGGCCAUGUGCACCACGCUCUUGCUGCUCAGCACCUUGGCCAUGCUCUGGCGCCGGCGCUUCUCCAACCGGGUCCAACCAGAGCCCAGCAGCGCGGUGGACGGGGCAGUGCCCGGCGGCGGCGGAGCGGAAACGGCCCGGCCCUGCUCGGGCAGGUGGGCUGGCGCUGAGGACGUCAAGGCCUAAAGAGCCACCCUGGGAAAAGAAGCUUCUAGGAAACGCAGAGGGUGCGCCCGCUGACCCCUGGGGCUCUGGGAGUCUCUG
Sorex fumeus (smoky shrew) is the source of this 310-nucleotide messenger RNA. It is a transcript of the gene PRCD, whose product is annotated as photoreceptor disc component. Bases 53 to 232 code for a protein of 59 amino acids. Gene Ontology annotation, molecular function: opsin binding. NCBI's taxonomy places the organism in Eukaryota, Metazoa, Chordata, Mammalia, Eulipotyphla, Soricidae. The transcript has 3 exons. Gene Ontology annotation, cellular component: photoreceptor outer segment membrane. The record is from RefSeq and is a predicted model, not a curated record.